CCUCUUCAACUUCAUGUGCGCCGCAGCCCCUGGUGCAGGCGUCAUGGGCUAAAGGCGUAUGGCGUGGCGCCCGGCAAUCCGGUCAAAUUCUAUGUGCAGCUCUUCAGCACCGAGACCGGCGAACUGCUUGCCCUGUUGGAAGCCGGCGACCUUGGGCAGGUCCGCACCGGCGCCGCCAGCGGCAUAGCAACAAAGUACAUGGCGCGCGAGGACUCCGCUACAGUCGGCGUCAUAGGCUCCGGCUAUCAGGCUCGCACCCAGCUUGAAGCGGUCUGCAAUGUCCGCCCCAUCAAGAGCGCGCGUGUCUUCAGCCGCAAUCCGGAGCGCAGGGAGAGAUUCGCAACAAGAAUGAGCGAAAGACUCGGCAUAGAGAUAUCCCCCGUGGACAGCGGCGAAGAAUGCGUUUCGGAUGCAGAUGUCGUCAUCACCAUGACGAGCACGAAUCGUCCGGUUCUCAACGGCGAAUGGCUCAGCGAGGGAACGCACAUCAACGCAGCAGGAGCCAACCACUGGAUGCGCCGCGAACUCGACGGCGACGCAGUACGCCGCUCCGACAUCAUCGUCACCGACGACAUCGAGCAGGCGAAGAUGGAAUGCGGUGACCUCAUCUACCCAGCCGAACUCGGCUCAAUUCGUUGGGAACAGGUCAGGAGCCUCGCCGAUGUCGUAGGUGGAUCAGCCCCGGGGCGCCGCACGGACUCCGACAUCACCCUCUUCGAGUCGCAGGGCCUAGCCGUGCAAGACAUCACCACAGGCAUCCGCGUAUAUCAACUCGCCCUGGAACAAGGCAUCGGAAGCGAGCUGCCUUAA
This is a messenger RNA of Geodia barretti, 810 nucleotides long. The record is from the annotation of a GenBank genome assembly. Lineage: Eukaryota; Metazoa; Porifera; Demospongiae; Tetractinellida; Geodiidae.